GAAAUAUUUUCUCACACCGUGAGACGCAUGCACCUGUUUCAGUGCGAGCUUGAUUUCUCGAGCCAGUAGUCAGUAAGGAGAGAGGACGUAGCUGUUGUCAGUGGAACAGAGGGUACACACUCUACGUGAAUGAAGAUUCCUGCAGCCUUCUCUGGAGCCGAUGUGUGAAGUUAUGAAUCAGGAUGAAGGGGAGCCGGUACCUAGUGAUUCACAACCAGAGAGUGUUCCAGAUGGUAGAGGUGUGACAAAAACUAUGGAGAACGAAGAGGAGAAGGGUGGAGUGGAGGAGGCUAGGGGGAAAGAAGGGAGAGGGGACAAUGACAAUGUUAAAAAUGAAGGUGGAGAGGGAGAAGGAGGAGAUUGUGGGAAAGAGGGAGGACACAAGGAAGGGGAAGGAGAAGAGGAAAGAGGAGAUGGAGAAGGAGAUGGUGGGAGAGAGGAAGGGGAAGGAGGAGAGGAAGGAGGAGAGGGAGAUGGAGAUGGUGGGAGAGAGGAAGGGGAAGGAGGAGAGGAAGGGGGAAAAGAAGAAGAAGAGGGAAGAGGAGGAGGAGGAAUAAGCUCAGUGGAAGAGAAGAAAAACGAAGACGCUGAUUCUGAAAGAGGUGCUCAGUUGACUGUUGAUACAGAGGAUGAUAAGGAGGUUGAGAAGAAACAGGAAGAAGUGGAGGAAGGGAAAGUAAACCGAACUCUUGAAGAAGAUAGUAAGGAGAUAGAAGGAGGAGGAGAAGGAGAGGGACGAGAGGAAGAUAGCCCAAUGGACAAGGAGAGAAAGGCGUCCAAGGACCAGUUGCUCAAGUCAGCAGGGAUCCAGCUUACAGACUCGUCAGAGAGCGAUAUUACAGGGGCUCCCCUGAGGACGAGUGACGACACGGCACAGGACAGGAACCUGGAGCAGUUCAGUGAGAUUCUGCUGGACUCUGACAGCGAGACGGGGCUAUCUCUCCCGGAGGGAGGGGCCGGGAUUGAGGGGGAGGGGCCUGAGGUGGAGGAGGGAGGGAGGAGCAAACCAGAGAGACGUGUUAGGUUUGCUGACGAAGUCAUGGAGACCACUGACAAUGCAGACUCGAGACCAAGGUCAUCUCCCAGACCAGAGACUCUGCCCACAGGACCACAGGCCACUGUAGUCUCUCCCAGAUCCUCUGGGAACAUUAUCACCCCGGCAUCUCCCAGAUUACAGAGUCCGCGGUCUCCCAGUGCACCUCAUACUCACGAAGAGAUUAUUGCAGGAGUCAACUACUCUGCUGAGUACAUGGGUUCCACUCCCAUCAUUCUGACUGGAAUUGCCUCAGCCAAGACUGCCAGGAUGCACCAAGCUCAGCAAGUCGUCAAACUGUUCAAGGAUCCAGAGAACGAUGUACUGCCUCGUUUUCCGGUCACCAUCAGGAUAUCCUCCCAGUCCAUCAAGAUUGUCGAUAGCACUGCUGGCAUUGACCUGAUGGACCAUCCUCUCUAUACCAUAUCCUACGUGGCAGACAUUGAGAAUGUUCUAGUCAUCAUGAUAAACAGAAUCCAGCCACCUGCAGCUAGGGAGGGAUCAGUUCAGGAAGAAGAGAAGAGGGAAAAUGAGGAAGGAGGUGGGGAGAAGGGAGAUGGAGGGGAGAGAAUGGGGAAUGGAGGAGGGGAAGGUGGUGAGGGUGUGAAGAGUGAGGACGGUGAGGGUGGGAAAGGGGAGGUUGGUGAGGGUGAAGGAGGAGGAGAGGAAGACGGAGAAGAGUUCAAUGGGCUCAACAUUGGACCCAUCCCUAGGAUGACUUGCCACGUCCUCGAAACAAAUGAUGCCCGGCACGUGGCGAUGGUGAUAGGACAGGCGUUCAGCGUGGCAUACAAGGAGUUCCUGAGAGCCACUGGGAUCAGCGAGGAGGCCCUGGAGCAGGCAGAGUACGCCCACAUUCUCAACGCCCAGACUGCCCCCCAGGCUGAGCUGGACCUGCUCAGAGACAGAGACAAGAUCAGACAGCUGAACUUUGCCAAACAUAAGGGUGACGUUCUCGGACUAAUGGUCGUGGAAUCUGGCUACGGGUCGGCCCUGCCUACUCCAGUUAUUGCCCACCUCAGUAAGACGGGCAGUGCUGCUCGCAGUGGUCAGCUGAAUGUUGGGGACCACAUCAUUGCCAUCAAUGGAGUCAACAUGGUUGGCAUGCCUGUCAAGGUCUGCAUCGAGCAGCUCAAGGUCAGUAGC
Messenger RNA from Geodia barretti, 2179 nucleotides. The record is from the annotation of a GenBank genome assembly. Lineage: Eukaryota; Metazoa; Porifera; Demospongiae; Tetractinellida; Geodiidae.